This is a messenger RNA of Ichthyophthirius multifiliis, 1774 nucleotides long. RefSeq lists its product as hypothetical. The record is from RefSeq and is a predicted model, not a curated record. Lineage: Eukaryota; Ciliophora; Oligohymenophorea; Hymenostomatida. The transcript is spliced from 6 exons.
AUGUCUUUAUGUUAGUUUAAAAUUAAUUGCGGUACUAAAUAUCAUAUAGAUUAUUGGAUUUUACCUGGAAUUAAUGGUUAUAUGACAGAUUAAUUUUAUAGAUAACUACUUAAUCAUUAAAGUCCAAAACAUUUUGAUAAAGAAUUUAGACUACAUAUAGCAAAAUAAUUCGAAAAACUUAAUUAUUUAGUAGAAUAAGGUGAGGAAUUAUCACCUUUAUCAACUAAAGAAGCUUUUUCUUUUGGGUUUGAAAAAUUUACUGAUGAAGUAUUUGCACUUAAGUCUCGAUUAAUUUUCCAUAUUCUAGCUUCAAAAUGUAAAAAAGGAGGAGAGUAUAUAAUUUCAAUAAUCUAAAUGUUAGAAAAAGAAUAAAAAUUAACAUAUGAUUGUCUAUUUAGAAUUAUAAAAAAAAAAUACGGAAUAAGUGAAUAUAAACAUAUUCGAAAAUAUUUUAUAGAAGGUACAGGAGUUCCUCAUUUUUAAUUUACUUAUUAAGAUUCUAGAAAGGAAAAUAUGAUUACAAUAAAUAUUACUCAACACACAUUAUAAGAAGAAUUUUUUAGAUAUCAUAAUUUUGUAAGAAACGAAUUAGAAAAAUAGCUUGAUAUAUAAAAUGAAUAUAUGAAAUUUAUUGAAGAAGAAACUCUAAGUGAAAUCGAAGAAGGCUCAGAAGAUGAAAAUAUAAGAAGAAUCAAAAAGCAAUUAAAUUCAAUAAAAGAAUAAAAGAAAUUCGAUAAGAAAAUAUAGGAAAUGGUAAAUUAAUUGUGCCACAAAUUUUAAAAUCAAUGAGAUAUUUUAAAGGGAAAUUGGAACUUAUAGUAACAGAAACAAAAGAUUAAAGAAAAACAGACGAUUCUUAAUAAAUUGAAGAAAUAGAAUUAUCUGCUAAAUAUAAAUUCUAAAAAAAAGUACAAUAUAGAUCUGAACUAAGAAAAAAUAGUGGAAAAAAAUAAUAAGAAGAUGAAAAUUAAUAAACUAAAGAAGAUGAUAGAAAAAAAAUUUAAAAAAAAAUAAGAGAAAAUAAUUAAAGUUAAUGUGUAUGGGUUAAAAUUGAUCCUAAUAAAUAAUAUUUGCUUUCACAUGAAAUAUUAAACUAAGAAACUACUAAUUUAUUAAAAUAAUUAAUAAAAGAUAAAAAUUCAUACUAAGUAUAUAUUUUUUUAUUUGUAUUAAGAUAAUUAAGAAAUCUUGAACCGGAAGAUUCGCAAAAUUGCUUUUAUAAUAUAAAGCACAUAUUAGAAAAAGAAGAAGUAGAACCAGAUACAUUUAUUGAAUUAUUAGAUUUAUUAGUGAGAAAUUCUGUAAAUGGAAAAAGUUAAAGGACAGAUUGUUUUAAAUAUUUAGAAAACGUCCUGAAAACGCAUCUUAUAAGUCCAUAUAAAUCUCUUCUUCCAAACAACUUCGAAAAUACGAAAAAAUACUAAAUUAUUCUUACAAUUAUGAGGUGUGUUUCUGCUCUAAAAGACACACAAUUAACAAAUUCUGAAACUACAAUAUUAAGCGAGUAAUAUCCUCCAGAAAACGCUAUUAAAUAUUUAUUAAAACUUCUAAGAGAAAAUGAUAAUUCAAUUAAUAAAUAUGAUGAUUCAACCUAUAGAGCAAAUAUUAUUUGUAAUUUACUGUUAACUAAUCAUCCAGAUUAUAAAGUUGAAAUAAUUAAAGAAGUUAUAAGAUGCUUGGAAUAUGAAUAUAUCGAAAAAUCUACUAAUGAUAUUAUAUAUAAAGCAAUAAUAAUGAAUUUUUUUACUUUUUUAAUUAAAAAUGAUCUCAUUAA